Molecule: messenger RNA, 1607 nt
Organism: Alternaria rosae
Lineage: Eukaryota; Fungi; Ascomycota; Dothideomycetes; Pleosporales; Pleosporaceae
Product: initiation-specific alpha-1,6-mannosyltransferase
Exons: 2
Coding region: 102-1277 (391 amino acids)
Biological process (GO): protein N-linked glycosylation
Cellular component (GO): mannan polymerase complex
Molecular function (GO): alpha-1,6-mannosyltransferase activity
Source: RefSeq, a predicted model, not a curated record
CACCUAGGCCCUAUCGAGUUCCACCUGUGCCCGUCGUUUCCCCCCACCGAGGACGCCUCCCUCCCCAUUAUUCGCCUGGCUCUUCAACCGCGCCCGCCACCAUGCUUACCUUCAAGAAGGCCCUCGUGCUUUCCCUGGCCUGUCUCACGCUAUUCUUCAUCUUCAAGUCGCAGCACCACGGUAGCACAACCCCCAACUUCCGCAAUGCGAAGGAAAUGCCCCGGCCCACUGCCUGGGUGAACCCGGCAGACAGAGAACGCACAAAGGCCAAGGAGAAGCAGUCGAAGGAGGCGCAAAAGGCGACGGAAAAGGCAGAUAAGACCUUUGACGCACCCGAUGCGCCCGCGCGCAAGAAGCCCAAGACCCAAAUUAGCAUGGACGAGCUGAGAGAGCGCCCGCUCAAGGACCAGCUCGAGUACCAGUUUCCCUACGACGUCGACGCGAAGACUCCUGCAUACAUCUGGCAAACGUGGAAGUACACACCGGCACAGGGCCAGUUUGACGAGAUAUUCCGCGAGCCAGAGGCCAGCUGGAGCAUCCACCACCCUUCUUUCGUCCACGAGGUUAUCACCGAUGACGUCGCAGUUCACCUGAUCAGACACCUUUACUCCUCCGUUCCUGAGGUUAUCGAAGCCUACAACGCUCUUCCCGUGCCUGUCCUCAAAGCCGACUUUUUCCGCUACCUGAUCCUUCUCGCUCGUGGCGGCAUCUACUCAGAUAUUGAUACUUCGGCACUGAAGCCCGCGUCAGACUGGAUACCUUCAGACGUGCCCGCAAACUCCUACGGAAUGGUCAUUGGCAUUGAAGCUGAUCCAGAUCGUCCAGACUGGGCUCAGUGGUACUCUCGUCGCGUUCAGUUCUGCCAGUGGACCAUCCAGUCUAAGCCUGGCCACCCUGUUCUCGUCGAUGUUGUCGCAAACAUCACACAGGAGACACUCGACCGCAAGCGCGCCGGCAAACUCAGCAAGGACUACAAGGGCAUAAUCGAGUUCACUGGUCCCGCCGUCUGGACCGACACCAUCUUCAACUACUUCAACAAUCCCGAUUACUUCGACAUGAGCACAAGCAAGGGCAACAUUACAUGGGAAAACUUCACUGGCAUGAAGGCGCCCAAGAAGGUUGGCGAUGUCAUUGUGCUGCCCAUCACCAGCUUCAGCCCCGGCAUUAAGACUAUGGGCGCUGGCGAGGAUGACGACCCAAUGGCUUUUGUUAAGCACAACUUUGAAGGCACCUGGAAACCCGAGAGCGAGCGUCACAUUGGCGAGACCUUCAACUGAACGAAUCACGACCGCGAAUUGUCUGUACCGAGCCCGCCCACUACAUAAUCGUACACGCAUAGAGUGCAUAUUACACCGGGUUGGGAAAGGAACGGUCGGUAGAAGACGACGCGACGGGCCGGACAAUGCCGUGUCGAGUCGCGCACAAGGCAACACACCCCGGGGGUUUACAAGCCACCAGCUUGUGUACACGCUCAGUAGCCAGCGGCGCCACUGGCAGUCAGUGUGUCAGUAUCGCAAAGUAUUCUCUGUCACCUCGAUGCUGGCAAGGAACAUGGGGGAGAACAUGAGCACGAAAUACAUGUUGGGCAGGGCCAACACUUCAAUAUC